CAGAAGUGCAGUUGGCAUUGCUUUGAGGUGCAAGUGCUGUGAGUCUUGGAGAAGAUGGCUCGCAUGCGGCAGCAGGUGUAUCUGCUGCUUGCCAUUUGUAUAUCACUGUGGAACUCUGCAGGAGCACAGAUUAUCAGAUCAUUAAGCCGCACUGCUGGUAGUGUCAAUGGAGGAACAAGAUUGACCAUACAAGGGGAAGGUUUUGCCAGUCAGUUUAGUUUAAAUGCAGAUGACCCAAACGUUGGCAACAGUGUGACUUUGGUGUCUCAGACGAGAUCGAUUCCCUGUGACGUUGAUAAAGACUCCAGUCACCCUAAACAGAUCGUGUGCUAUACAAGAGCUAUGCCAGAAGAUGAAUACCAGGUGCGGGUUAGUGUGGAUGGUGGGCCAAUUCCCCCACAAAUGUGCAGUUAUUACUGGAAUUGCCUGUUCUAUAGUAGAUUGUACUACACACCCACCAUUCAAAGUCUUAGCCCACUGUCAGGUCUUCCAGGAACUAUUGUGACAAUGCGAGGACAAAUUAUGACUGAUGUGUACGGAAGCAGUACAGACAGAAGUUUAAAUAGAGAGAUUGUGAGAUUCUUGAGGGCAUACAUGGGUGGCAUGCCUUGUGAACUACUGAAACCUGAUUCAAAUGAAAAGUACGGCCUGAAAUUUGACUAUGAGGGUUCCAGUUUGGGAUACAUGAGUUGCAAAAUGACAGGAACCUAUGUUGGUCAUCACAAUCUCAGUUACAUUCUGGAUGGUGAAUAUGGGAGGAGUCUGCCAGAUCUUGAGGUUUUAAGGGUCUCAGCGUUGAACAAGCUUGCCAUGUUCCAGACAUACGCAGAGGUGACAGGCAUUUCCCCGUCUGUGGGUAGUGUGUUGGGCGGCACAUCAUUGACCAUUAAGGGGCACUACUUUGAUGAGACUGAUAGUAAAGCAGUGGUCUUAGUAGGAGGCAGCAGAGGAUUAAAAAUGGAGAUGUGGAAUGACAGUAAUCCCAUCUAUCUAGAAGAUGUUUUGAACUAUAAUGCCAGCAUGUCAGGUUAUUCUGUACAGUGGGUGGAUUCCCUGUCCUAUGUGUGGGCUGUGCAAAUGAGAACCUUAGUGGGUCGAUUGAGUGGUUUCUUUGUUCCGACGGAAACUGAUAACUACUAUUUCCAAAUCAGUGGGCAUGUUCGCUGCAUGCUUUAUUUCAGCAAGACAGGUCUUCCACAAGAUAAAGUCAGGAUUGUAUCUGGCAAUGUACACAGCGUAUGGAGGUCAGAGGUCAUGCGGUUAGAAAAAGGAAAACUGUAUUACAUUGAGGUUCUAGUGCAGAAGAAUUAUUAUGAUUAUUAUUAUUAUCAAGCUUCAGUUGAUGUGUCAUUUUUCAAAGACAUCAGUCCUUUCACAGACCAGCAGACUUCAGAAGCCAUCCAUGAGAAACAGCAGAUAAAUGCUUUCUAUGACAUUUUUCCAGAGAAACAGGUGAUUCGUCUUGAAGGAUGGGCACCAAUAAGCGCCAUCCAAGAGGAGCAAACUUUGAGAAUCAGCAGUAACUGCUUUUCUAUGAGCAUCUGUGAAAACACGUAUUACAUUCUGGCAUACAGAGAUCAGAAAACAGGGCCGAUUCCAGUCAGUGCAUCAGCAUUGGAGUUACAGAACGCUCUGAAUGAUUUAUGGACAAUUAAACCGGACACUGUAACAGUCACGAAGCAGGAAUUGAGCACAGAGUCACUUUACAAUGUGACAUUCAACUCAAACCGAGGUGACUUUGAGGAUCUUCAAUAUUGGACCAUAGAGACAGAUGUUAACAUCACAGUUACUGAAGAAGUAAAAGGGAAGGCCAGUCUGGAGAGUUUCACACUGAUGUGGGAUGGAGUUCCUUCUUCUCCAUUGCCUUAUGAUGCAUCUGGGACUGAGGUGCUGGAUGCAAUAAAUGGGAUGCUCUCUGCUAAAUGUUCAUCCCAGAUUCCAACCACUGAGAAUGUCAAUGUGAUAUUUUUCCGAGAUUAUGAGGAUGAUAGAGUAAGUACAGCUUGCAUUCAAACAAGUUUUUUAAACUCAGGAGUUCGGGUCACAUAUUCUGAAGCUUUCUGUGGCCGCUGGUCUGUAAGGAACCCAGAGACUAUAUUUUACUACUAUGACUACUACUACCAAGUGCCACUACAGACGUACAAUACUGUAAGCCUCUGCUUGGCCUACAAAGGCCAUCUGAUGAAUAAACUUGAAGUGAACUUCAAUUACUACCACAGUGCAGGUUAUUACCAGGAGGUGACUACGCAAAUCUCUGUGCAGUUUGACUCAACGGAUGAGUGGAAAUACACGUGUGUGGAUCUCCUGGAUUCCAUUCAGCAAACCUAUAUAGGCACCAACUACAAUCUGUAUAGGCUGAGUUUGUACGGAGCGAGUGAUAACUCAGUUUACUACAUAGACACUGUUCACAUUGGACGAGCAUCAACUGCUUUAGAUCCUAAUGUUAUAAUGCAAAGUAGACGUCGACCUGCUCUUGGCAGCUCAGGACCUUUUUUUUCCGACAUUUAUAUCAACAAACAAACAAAUGGUCUGCAAAUCAGCUAUGAAAUCACAGCAUUUCCAAACAACUGUGGCUUUGGCAUCCCAUUGUUUGAAGUUGGCUUUCUGCAGAAAAUGCCCAAUAGCACAGAAGAUCUAAUGAUUCAACACCAGGAUAAUGCCAAAAUCACAAUUACUCGCCUUUACAAAGCCAGCCCCCCUCUUACUGGAACCUUUGAUGUUUUAAUUUUUGGUCAACGUGUUGAGGGCCUGCCAGUAGACAUCAAUGCUGUGGAUCUGAAGUACGCCCUACAGAGGAUUCCAGAGCUCGGUCAGCUGGAUGUGCAGAGAUCUGGAGAUUGCAGAGGUUACAGAUGGGACAUCCGGUGGCUCUCCGUCGCUGGCAAUCAGCCACUGUUAGAGAUUAAUUCUUCUGCUGUGGUUGGAGUGAAUCCUUCUGUGACAUCUCAUGAGGUUGAGCAAGGAGGACUCUUCAAACAGAGAAUUAUGGGAGACUACCUGCGCACUCCAACAGAUAAACCACAGGUGGUGGUUUUCAUCAACGGCAUCCCAUCAUGGUGUUCAGGUGACUGUGGUUUUACAUGGAGUGAAUCUAAGACACCAACACUGACAGGAAUUACUCCUGAAAAAGGUUCCAGUGGUUUGGCAACUCUUCUUAACAUAACUGGAUCUGGAUUUGAUGGUGGCAAUGUCACUGUAAAGACUGGUGAUGUGGAAUGCUCUGUCCAAGAGGUCACCAGUAGCUAUAUAACCUGCAGAGUUGGCCCCGCAAGUGCUGGUAUGCAACCAGUGUCUCUGAGUUUCUCUGCCCUGGGCAAUGCCCGAUACGAGAAUGGCAACAGUUUUAACUUCACACAUCUGAUAGGAGUGACCUCCAUAUACCCCACUACAGGGAGCACCGCAGGAGGGGCGAUUCUGACUGUGUUUGGUUAUGGAUUCAGUAAUGAUACAGCAGUCACCAUUGGCAAUCAAUCAUGUAAUGUUACUGAAGCAGAAUUUAGCCAGCUGAGAUGCAUAGUUCCUGCUGGGUCAGCAGGUAAACAGACUGUAACACUGGCCAUGGAAGAGAUAACAGCAUCUUUAAACAACUCUUUCACAUACAACAACACUCUGAUGGCCACCAUCACUGCUGUCAGCCCACAAACUACAACAGUAUUUGGUCUCAGAGUACUCACCAUCUUGGGCAGAAAUUUUGAGGUGCAGGUCAAUGGCAGCUCUGUUCUGAUUGGUAAGACAGAAUGUGAAUUGUUGCAGUGGACCAAUGAAAACAUUACCUGCAUGUUACCCACACUCGGCCCAGCUGUAUACGACAUUCGUGUGAGAGUCGGGAACCAGGGAUACGCCUUAAUCAGUGCUGGUGUUAGUAGCACCAUAGAGUAUGUCCUGAGAGUGACAGGCUUCUCUCCACCGCUGGGCUCCUUGUAUGGAGGAACCACCAUCACCAUCACCGGCUCUGGGUUCAGCUCAGUCCCAACCGACAACAAUGUGACUUUGGGAGACACACAAUGCCAAAUAACAGACGCUUCAGAACAUCAGCUGAUGUUGUAUGGUCAAGGAUACGCCUGGAGUCCCUCUGCACUUAUAGUCUCAGUGGGAGAUACAGUGGUUUGGCGCUGGGAAGCUCCGGCUUUUGUUUCUGAUGUGGGCUACAGAGUCUUCAGUUUGUCCAGUCCCAGCAGUACUGAUUAUGAUCACGAAGGCCUUGUUUUUAACAGUGGAGACACCAAAACUGCCAAAGGGUUCUUUGCUUAUCGUUUCACAUCUCCUGGAGUUUAUUACUAUAGCAGUGGUUUCGUUGACUACAAUAAAUGGAUAACCCUACAGGGUGUAGUCACUGUCAGGCCUCUGGAGGAGAAAAUGUUUCAGCUUCAGGUGUCUGUAGCUGGAAUAAAAGCAUCUAUAAAUUCAGCUUCAAGACCAAUAAACUCAUCUGAUUCAGAGUGUGUGGCCACAUCUGACUGUGUCCGAGAUCAGCUGGAGACUUCUGAUGGUCUGUACUUCAGUUUUACUUCCUGUGCCAGUCCCACUGUAGAAAAGAUUACUCCUGACCACGGUACCACACAUGACAUCAUCAACAUCCUGGGAUCUGGCUUCAGCAACACUUCCUGUGCAAAUGAGGUCAGAGUUGGAGGUCAUCUGUGUCAAAUCAUCAGCAGCACCUCCACUGAGAUAAACUGCAGACUCAGUCCUGAUAGUGGUGCUCCAGUGGGCAUCCCCCUACCCGUAACCGUCCGGGUCAACAACCUGGGUACAGCCAUCAUGACAAUGCCAAAAGAGUACGACCGCAGAUUUGUGGUUGUACCUGUGGUUGAUUCUGUCUCUCCCUCUGUGGGCAGUACAACUGGCCACACACGUCUCUCCAUCUCAGGUUCUGGUUUCUUGAAUGCAUCUGUUAUGGUAGCAAAUGCUCCAUGUGACAUGGUUUUCAUGAACUACUCUCAUAUAAUGUGCGACACCUCGCCAUCUCAGGCUCGAGGGGGAAGUGUUGCGGUUUACGUUAACACCAUCUCUUCAUCUUGCAGUUCUGAUUGCAUGUUUCAAUAUUAUAGAUCUAUUGCACCAGUUGUCUUUAUUGUGUCACCUGACUCUGUUACUGGAAACUCUACUACUGUUUUAAUCACCGGAAGAGGCUUUGGGAGCAAUACAGCUGAUCUGAGAGUAUCUGCAGAUGACAUUAUACUACAAGUCACAGAGGUUACAGAUAGCAGCAUCACACUUUUGGUUGGUGCCCUUCGAGCUGGAGAACAUCUUCUACAGGUAGUUGUCAUGAGCAAAGGUCUUGCCAAAGGAAUCGUCACUCUGACCAGCACAACGCAGGCCACCAUUCAACCAACAACAUCAGGAGGCAUUGGUGGAGGAACUCCACUCUUGAUUGAAGGAAAUGGCUUUGUGGAAGGAAACACCACUGUGAUGUUUGAUGGUAACCUCCCCUGCUUGAUUUUGGAAGUGACCCCAGACAGAGUGAAAUGUAUGACACCUCCUCAUCCCGAGGGACUGGUGCAGGUGGAUAUUUGGGUGUUUAACGUUCAGUACCCAAGUCAAAGUUUCAACUACUCCAUUGAACAAACUCCAGACAUCACGUCAGUGAGCCCGGUAACAGGUCCUGUGCGAACAAAGAUCACUGUGUCUGGUUCAGGGUUUGGCACAGAUGCAGCGCUCAUCUCAGUGAAGAUUGAUGGUGUGGAUUGUAAUGUGACAUCUAUCACAGACACACAGUUGCUGUGCACUGUUGGGGAACACGCAGGAGGAACGUUUCCGGUUAUGUUAUACCAUCAGAUCAAAGGUCAUGCCUUGACACAGUCUGUCUUUAGCUAUGAACUGCUGCUGACAGGUGUCACACCAAAUGAAGGAAGCUAUGCUGGAGGAGCUGUUGUUGAGAUUCAAGGUUCUGGAUUCGACCCAAACUUCACCAGAGUCCUCAUCUGUAACAGAGAGUGUAACGUUAACAUGCAGAUCUCCGCAUCGACCCAACUGUACUGUGAAGUCCCGUACAACAAUGGAAAUAAAACAGAUCAGGUCUGUGAAGUUGCAGUGAUGAAUGGAAAUAACAGAGUCAACCUCACAGCCGGCUACACAUACAGAUCCUCUUUGACCCCUGUUAUCAGUGAUGUCACACCACGCAGAGGGGGAACAGCCGGAGGCACAAGACUCACCAUCACUGGAUCGGGCUUCAGUGCCAGUGAAGUUACUGUGACUAUUGCAGGAUCUGUCUGUGAUGUUGAGUCAGCCAAUGAGAUGCAGAUUAUUUGUGUGACCAAUGAUCAACCAAAAUCCCAAGAAACUAAAGUGCAAGUCCUUAUAGUAAACAGAGGAAUCGCCAGAAUGGAUCAUGCUGAUUUCUUCUACAUUGACGUAUGGUCAUCUCCUUAUACAUGGGGUGGUCUCUCUCCUCCUGAGAGGGGCACAUUUGCUGUAAUCACUGCUGGUCAAACCAUUUUACUGGACACCAGCACUCCUGUCCUAAAGAUGCUCCUCAUCCAAGGUAGACGGCUGAUUUUUGAUGAGGCAGAUAUUGAGCUACAGGCAGAAAACAUUCUGAUCACAGAUGGUGGAGCUUUACAGAUUGGGACAGAGCAGCAGCCCUUUCAGCAUAAGGCCAUCAUUACACUGCAUGGACACCUGAGGUCUAAAGAACUUCCUGUCUAUGGCACCAAGACCCUGGCUGUCAGAGAAGGAGUGCUGGAUCUGCAUGGAAUCCCAGUACCUGUACCGUGGACUCAUCUCUCCAAGACUGCACAGAAUGGCUCCAGUACUCUCACACUGAUGGAUGCUGUUACCUGGAAAACUGGAGAUGAAAUUGUUAUUGCUUCAACAGGGGAUAGUCAUAGCCAAAGAGAGAAUGAGUUGAGGAGAAUUGCUUCAGUUUCGGCUGAUAACAGGACCCUCACUCUGACUGAACCCCUGACCUACACUCAUCUGGGUGUGUCUGUCACUCUGCCUGAUGGGACUGUUUUUGAAGCAAGAGCAGAGGUGGGACUUCUUACCAGAAACAUUGUUGUCCGUGGAUCCAACAACCAGGAGUGGAAUGAUUCAAUACCAGCUUGCCCUGAUGGCUUCAACACAGGGGAAUUUGCAGUGCAGACAUGUUACCAGGGGAAAUUUGGUGAGGAAGUUGGAAGUGAUGAGUUUGGUGGUUGCAUCAUGUUCCACACACCACAACCUGACCAGAACCUGGCAAUUGGCAGAAUUGAAUAUGUUGAGGUUUAUCAUGCUGGACAGGGGUUCCGUCUAGGGCGCUACCCGAUCCACUGGCACCUAAUGGGUAACAUUCAGUAUAAAUCGUAUGUGCGCGGCUGUGCCAUACAUCAAUCUUACAACCGUGCUGUGGCCAUCCGCAACACCCACAACCUGCUGGUGGAGCAUAAUGUCAUCUAUGAUAUUAAAGGCGGAGGCUUCUUUAUUGAAGAUGGCACUGAGACCGGAAACAUCUUGCAAAACAAUUUGGCUGUAUUUGUCAGACAAAGCACAAGUUUGCUAAAUGAUGAUGUGACUCCAGCUGCAUACUGGGUAACCAACCCAAACAACACCAUUAGACAUAAUGCAGCCGCUGGUGGGACGCACUGCGGUUUCUGGUACCGCUUGGACAAUUGCCUUUAUGGUCUAUCAUAUGGUGCCACCAGCUGUCCGAAUAAAAUACCACUUUUAGAGUUUUUCAAUAACACUGUGCAUUCACAGGGCUGGUAUGGAUUGUGGAUCCUCCCAGAGUAUUUCCCUAUGCAGAAUGAUAACAGCGUCUACAGAACGCCAAUACCAGCACCAGUUGUCUUCCGCCGCCUGACCUCCUGGAACAAUGAGAAAGGUGCUGAGUGGGGGAAUGUUGGAGCUGUGCAGUUCAGUGAGUUUCUCAUGGUCAAUAAUGAAAAAGCAGGAGUGGAGACCAAGAGGAUCACAUGGGACUAUGUCAGUGGAUGGGGGCUGGAAGGAGGUGCAGCCGUGGUCAACAGCACAAUUGUGGGUCACGUGGAUGAGCUGGGACUGGGAAAUGAUUACUGUACCACACAUGGUGUUGUUCUGCCUCUGGAUGAAGGUAUGAGUGUCAUCAACACCACAUUUGUGAACUUCAACCAGUCAACAUGUGCAGCUGUCGGGGUGGCAGAAAUCAUUGGAACCUGCACAUUCCGCUGUGGAGGCUGGAGUGCACGGUUUAGUGGGAUCCAAUACUAUCAGUCCCCCAAUAAGGCCAGGUUCAGAUGGGAGUAUGAGGUGGUGCUUGUAGAUACUGAUGGAUCCCUGACAGGCAAAGUUAACUCUAAGGUGGUGCCGAUGAGUAACCUGCUCGACCCAAGUCACUGCUCUCAAGUAGAAGACUGGAGUGUUGGUGUACCUGGAGCAGUUUGUGACAACACCACUAACUUUCAUCGGCUGGUAAUCAACAAUCCCAACCCAUAUUCAUUUCAGUAUAACAAUGUGACUCUCACCAACUCUUUUGGGUCUUGUGUGCUACCUUAUAUUCAAAUGCUUGUGACCGACUAUAAUGGCUGGAUGGCACUGGUGCCUACAGGCCAAACCUAUAACUGGUAUUUUGAGUAUGAUUACGAAAUCACCAGCAUGUCAUAUCAUGGCAUAAUCUAUGGCUUUAAGCCAGAAGAUUAUAUUAUUAUAAAUCACAACUUUACUCAAGCGUCUGACGCUUUCCACAUUAUAGAUGACCGAAAAGGUGUCUCAAAGCCCCUCGACCCUACUGUGAAUGUAAAUGGCGACUGGUACUUCAACGAGUCUUCUAAAAAUGUCUAUUACAUGGUGUCUGGAAGAGACAAUGCAGGUAGCCGUAGGAGGAGGAGCAGCAUGGACCGGUCGCUUAAAGACAGAUAUAUAGACUUCUAUUCAUAUCAGUGUUACUAUCCGAAGUGUAUUGAACCAACACAACCUCCACAGCAUCCAACUUCUACAACUUCUACAACUUCUACAACUGCAUCUGGUCACCCUGGUCCAUUUGUUCCACCUGAUCCACCCGGUCUACUUGUUCCUGCUUCAUCAGACAAUUCAACUUCUUUGCACAAGCCUGAAGACUUUAAAUGUACUCUCUGGUCAAAUACGUUAUUUUGGAGGUCAAGCCCAGAAAACAACUAUGCUGUACCACAAACAGGCUCUGAUGUGGUCAUUCCAUUAGGGACAUGUGUGGUUGUAGAUAUUCAAAUUCCUUCCCUGAACAAGCUGACAAUAUUUGGAAUUCUGGAGAUUCCAGACACAAAUAAUGGCACGGCAAACAUUGGUGGCUCACAAUAUAACAACAUUGUUCUUGAAGUCACAUACAUCUCCAUUCAGGGUGGCCAUCUGAUUGCUGGAUAUCCUGAUCAACCCUUCAGAGGUGAACUACAGAUCAUACUGAAAGGAAACCAUUUCACACCAGAUUGGCAGUUGCCUGGAAUAAACCAAGGGUCUAAAGUGUUGGGUGUGUUUGGAUCUCUUGAUCUUUAUGGCAUGCCACACAAUGUAUAUCACACUAAGCUGGCCAACACAGUUCAGGCUGGAAACAACACUCUCUCUCUGGAGGAAACUGUUGACUGGAAGGUUGGAGAUCAGAUUCUUCUGUCCACCACCAGUUAUGACCCAUGUCAGACAGAAAUCAGCACCAUAAGUGCAGUCUCAGAUGAUGGCCGCACACUGAUCCUGGACCGGCCUGUAUCAUACACACACACAGGACAAAGGUACAGUGUGCCAGGAUCUUCUAGAAGCUAUCAGCUUGCAGGGAAUGUGGGUUUGUUGACCAGAAACAUCAAGAUCAUUGGACAGGAGUAUCCAGCCAUGAACACACAGUCUUAUGGAGCAAGAGUACUGGUGGGAACGUUCACAAGAGGAAUUACUUACAGAGGAAAAGCUCAGAUCAGAAACGUUGAGUUCUACCACACAGGACAGGAGGGAUGGAACGACCCAUCAGAUCCACGUUACUCUCUGGCAUUUCUGAACCUGGGAAAUGUGGCAGAUGAGUCCUACAUCAAGGGAUGUGCUUUCCAUGAUGGCUUUGCUCCUGCUAUUGGGGUGUUUGGAACAGAUGGACUGAAUAUUGAUGACAAUGUGAUCCAUCACACUGUUGGAGAAGGAAUCAGAAUAUGGGGUGAUAACAGUGCUGUCCGGAGAAACUUGGUCACUAUGACACUGUGGCCAGGAUCCUACAAUGAUGCAAUGGAGAUUCUGAACACUGAGUGGAAUGCAGCUAUUGAGGUUAAUGAAGCAACCAAUGUGAUUCUUGAAGGGAAUAUUGUUGCUGGUUAUGAACGAGUGGGAUUCAGAAUUGAUGGAGAACCUUGCCCAGAAUCAGAUUCAGUAGCCCAAUGGAGAGAGAAUGAAGCACAUGGUGGUCUGUAUGGAGUCUACAUGAAUAAAGAUGGACUUGCUGGUUGCUCUCAAAUCCAGGGAUUCACUGUUUGGAAGAAUUUUGAUUUUGGCAUUUACGUACAAGUAUCUAUGAAUGUGUACAUCUCUAAUGUGACCCUGGUUGAUAAUGGAAUGGGCAUCAUGCCUAUAAUCUACAGUCCUCCAUCUAUCAGCCAUGAAUAUGCUGACAAAACCGUCCAUGUACAGGAGUCUCUGAUUGUUGGCAGCAGCCCUGAUUUUAACUGUUUGGACACACUGGCAACAAGUGAGACCUACGUUGCACUCAGCAAAAGCCACAGGGCUCCACGACCCCCUAAAGGUGGCAGGUCUGGAGUUUGCUGGCCGACGUUUGAAUCUGACCACAACCAAGCACCACAGAAACCUCACCCUGGACUCACGAGCUACAACGCCAUAGCCGGUUUACUGGUGGUCUCUGAUACAACAUUUGUUGGGUUCAGGAAUGUUUGCUCCACUGAAAGAAAUUACAUGUUCAUGACCAACCCAGGAAAUGAGGACCUACAACAUCCAAUCAGUGUUGAGAGGAUCUCUAAGAUAGACAGCACUGAAGAAUCUCUAGCAUUCAUUCAUAACCCUGAUCUCAGUAAAGUGAACCCAUCAGACUGUGUGGACAUGGACUGUGAUGCUAAGAAGAAGACUCUGUUGAAGGAUCUGGAUGGAAGUUUCUUGGGUGCAGUAGGAGCAGUGGUGCCGUAUUCAGAGUACGAGUGGAACGGAGACCCGCGGCAUGGAUUGGGUGAUUACCGCAUCCCUAAAGUCAUGCUCACUGCUCUCAACGGCAGCCGCAUACCUGUCAAUCAAAUAGCUCCUAAUAAAGGUGUGAUCAGAGACUCUUGUACAUACAUGAACACCUGGCAGAGCUACAAGUGCUUUGGACUCAAUUAUCAGAUGCUGGUUAUUGAAAGUCUGGACACAGACACAGAAACAAGACGUCUUUCACCCGUGGCCAUCCUUGGGGACACAUAUGUAGAUUUACUGAAUGGCCCACAAGAUCAUGGCUGGUGUGCAGGCUAUACCUGUAGGAAGAGAGUCUCUCUGUUUCAUAGCAUUGUGGCCACCAAUAAAUCCUUUGAUAUCUAUUUCACCAGCACAACGCCACAGAAGCUGAGACUUAUGAUGCUCAACGCUAAAACUACUGAGGCUGUUAGGGUGGCUAUAUUUUACUCAAACCCUCAGCGGUUAGACGUGUAUGUAAACGACAAUUUAGUUGCUCCAACUAACGCUCAGUGGAAUGAAGGUCACACGGAUUACACACCGCUUGAGCCGACAUAUCCAGGUGAAUAUCUUCCAAGUUUUGACUCUGAUCACGGUUCCAACUUCUUUGACCCAGACUACAAUAUGUUGUACAUACUUCUUCGUGGCUCACAACCGGUCCAGAUCCGCACUUCCGCGGUUCUUUUCGUGGCCUUCAACCUCCCGGCCAUGACUGAGGCAGAGUUCUUUGGACCUAAUCUGGUCAGAAAUCUGGCUGCAUUCCUCAGAGUACCACCGAAUAUGAUUCGAAUCACCAAGAUCAUCCGUGAGGGAACAAGUGUACGAAGACAGCGUGCGACUGGACUGACGGUUGAGAUUCAGAUCAGUCAGCCACCAAUCCAGACCAUCACCACCAAUAACACAAACAACACUGACAACACCACCAGCAUCAACAGCAGCACCAGCACCACCACCACCACUGAUGACCAGCAGUUUUUGGUUCUGAAGAAUGCUGCUGAUGAACUGGGCCGUGCUGCUGUAUCAGGCGAUCUGAGUCAAUCCAUCGGCUUCAGUGUGUCUUCCCUGAACAUGAUCACCCCUCCACCCUCAUCUAGUGACCCAUCCUGGAGUCAAGUGGCCGCUCAGGAGGUGACUCGUGAAGACCCACAGGUGGUGUCGGUCAGCACAGUGUCUUCACUGAUAAUUGUGGUCGAACCGGUGGCUGCGUUGUACCCUGGACCCCUCAGUGUGCAGCCCAGCAUCAUGGCUGUGGAUGCAGAGGGUAACUGUGUGUCUGUGGGUGUGACGAGUCUAUCAAUCUCAGCUGUACUCAAAGAUGCUAAUGGAAAUCCAGCAGAGGGACUUUCUGGAAACACAUCCAUCCUGUUCAGUGACUGCUGGGCAAAUUACACAGACCUCAGCAUCUUAAACACUGGUGUGAACCUGAAGUUGAAAUUUAGUCUGAAUGAAUGGAAUGCUGAGUCCAGAUCUUUUACUGUCAGAGAGGGGACCACUCCUGCUCAACCCCCAGUUACAAAUCCUGGUCAACCCCCAGUUACAAAUCCUGCUCAACCCCCAGAUACAAAUCCUGCUCAACCCCCAGAUACAAAUCCUGCUCAACCCCCAGAUACAAAUCCUGCUUCACCCCCAGAUACAAAUCCUGCUCAACCCCCAGAUACAAAUCCUGCUCAACCCCCAGAUACAAAUCCUGCUCAACCUCCAGAUACAAAUCCUGCUAAACCCCCAGUUACAAAUCCCGCUCAACCCCCAGAUGCAAAUCCCGCUCAACCCCCAGAUGCAAAUCCCGCUCAACCCCCAGAUGCAAAUCCUGCUCAACCUCCAGUUACAACUCCUGCAUCUGUGAUUGUCAUCACAGACUUCCCAAGCAUCUUUGACUCCAGUCCAUCAAUCUCAUCACCAUCUGUGUAUCUGCUCGUGCUGUUAACUGCUUUACUCCUCCUGUUCAGAGAAACCUAGAAACUAAACCAAACAAUGUAAAAACUACAAUGUGCCUUCUCUGUCUAUCAUUAUAAAUACAUGAUUAUUAUGUAUUUAUUUUUGUUGCUUUCUCAUAAUUCAAAUAUGUAUCAUUGAUUUCUAUAUUAUCCAUAUUAAGUGU
Messenger RNA from Misgurnus anguillicaudatus (oriental weatherfish), 13144 nucleotides. The record is from RefSeq and is a predicted model, not a curated record. NCBI's taxonomy places the organism in Eukaryota, Metazoa, Chordata, Actinopteri, Cypriniformes, Cobitidae.